CUGGGUGGCUCAAAAGUUGGAGGGAGGUAGAGGCAGAGCGGCAGUGAAAGGAGGUGGCAGCAGCAGCGCAACAGGAUAUUUGGUCACCAUGGUUACGGGCAGCAGAUACAGAUCUUGAUGUUUCUGUCGUGUUUUUUCAGUCACACUAACGUGAGAGGGGACACACUCGUGAGGAUUAAACUAGUGCUGUUUUGCCGCCUCGAUGUGACUGGAGCAGGAUCACAUCUGAAGAGCAGCAAACCAGUGCAGCGAGGCACCGCCGCGCUUGAAGCAACAUGGCGUCCACUGCGGUUCCCAAGACCUCAACCUUAUCCUCCAACGACUCCAGGUGUGGCACUCUUUAUGACCACCGCGCCUACGCCAGGGUCCUCAUGCCCUUGUUCUAUUGUGUCGUGUUCUUGGUGGGGCUCUCCGGGAACUUCCUUGCCCUGUACGUGAUCCGGCCCAACCUGAAGAAAAUGAACUCUACAACUUUAUACUCGCUGAACCUCGUCAUAUCCGACAUCCUGUUCACUCUUUCUCUCCCGGUGAGGAUUGUUUACUACGCCAUGGGCUUCCACUGGCCUCUGGGUGAAACCGUCUGCAAAAUCUCGGGUCUGGCCUUCUACAUCAACACGUACGCCGGGGUGAACUUCAUGACCUGUUUGAGUAUCGACCGUUUCAUCGCGGUCGUUUUGCCUUUACGCUUUGGAAAACUGAGGAAAGUUCGCUACGUGCGCUACAUCUGCGUGCUCGUCUGGAUGCUGGUCCUCGGACAAACUCUCCCGAUGUUGAGUAUGAACAUGACCAACGAGGAACCGGACGGCUACGUGACCUGCAUGGAGUACCCCAAUUUCGAGAAAGUCGACCACAUCGCCACGGUGUUGAUAGGCGCCGUUUUCCUCGGUUACGGCAUCCCUGUGUUUAUAAUCCUGGUUUGUUAUUCCAUUCUGUGUUAUAAGCUUCACUUCACGGCCAAAUCCAACCACCUCACCGAGAAAUCCGGCCGGAGUCGCAAAGCCAUCGGCGUGAUCGUCUGCGUGUCGCUCGUGUUCGUCUUGUGCUACAGCCCCUACCACAUCGACAUCCUUCAGUACAUGAUCCGUAAGCUCGCGUCAACGCCGUCCUGCGCGGAGUUGACGGCGUUCCAGAUCUCGCUCCACAUCACGGUCUGCCUCAUGAACCUCAACGCCUGCUUGGACCCGUUCAUUUACUUCUUCGCGUGUAAAGGAUACAAACACACUCUGUUCAAGCUCCUCAAACUUCAUGCCAGCGUGUCGUUCUCCAGCGCCGUGAGGACGUCUCCAGAAGGUUCUUCCCGGGACGUGGUGGACGGGAAUAAGAUCCAGCUCAACAGUUCGACGAUGUGCUCGGCGAGUGAGAGGUUAACGCCGGGAGACAGGAGAUCUACGAAAUACGACUGAAACGUGUACGGACAUAAGAAAGACUCGAAGAAGCUGCUUAUUCUCUAGAUUUAUGGACUGAGUUUGCAAAAAAUAAAGGAAUAGAUUAGAAAAAGUACUGUAAAGAUGCUUGUCUUUCACGCCUGCCAAGAAAAGCUCUGUCUCAGGAAGCGUUUUAUGAGUGGUAAUAAAACUGUGUUGUGUUUGGAUUUAAGGUUAACGUGUACUUGGUGAAACAAAGCGAAGAAAGCCAUCGUCUGCAUUUGACCCAUUUUAUUUACUGUUCAUAGAAGCUGCUAAAAAAAACAGGAUCCAAGCCACGAUUCGUCACCUUGUAUUUGUUUGGUUGGAAACGCGCUGUAAAGGUUUUUGUACCAAAUGCGUGCGUAAUUACUGCCACAUUAUGUAAAUCUUCUGGUUAGGUGGCUGGUUAGCGACUUGUUUCCAUGGAGAUGUUACCUCUUUACGUGGGAUUUUCCAAAAUAUGGCAUUAAACGUAUCUAUUUUUGUUCAAUUGCGUGUGUUUUUAUUACCCAAAAGUAGAAAAAUAUGAGCGUGAGCAGGGUUGCCAGUCCAUAGAUCUGACCUUUAACUUCACAGCCGGAUGUCACCUGCUCGUCUGCGUGACGGUAGCUCGGUUUAAUGCCAUACUGUGGGUUAUUCUAGGCGUAAAAGCAGAUGGCAGACUCUCCACAAGGUAAAGAAACAUAUCAGCGCAUUGAAUGUCAGUAUAAAUAAUGUGAUUUAAGUUUCAUUCAGGGAUUCUUAGACCAAAAACAUGUGAUAAAAGUGAGUCAUUGUGCGUUAAAAGUGUUUCAAAGCGUGUGUAUUUCAGUCUGGACAACGCCGCUCGACCAGAUCACAUGACUGGGUGAGAAACGCUUCAUACAUCCCAUGGUUUCCUGUGUUUUUUCACAUUCACGUCUGCCCCUGCCAAGACAGUUUCAAUUAAACCAUUAAUGUGACUCGGUUUACUCGUCUUUUCUAUCAA
Molecule: messenger RNA, 2373 nt
Organism: Periophthalmus magnuspinnatus
Lineage: Eukaryota; Metazoa; Chordata; Actinopteri; Gobiiformes; Gobiidae
Product: G-protein coupled receptor 183-like
Exons: 2
Coding region: 276-1403 (375 amino acids)
Biological process (GO): G protein-coupled receptor signaling pathway
Cellular component (GO): membrane
Molecular function (GO): oxysterol binding; G protein-coupled receptor activity
Source: RefSeq, a predicted model, not a curated record